CGCACGUUAGCGUCAACCCCGUGCGCAUGCGCACGGAAGGUGGCCUGCUCGUCGUUGCUGCGGCGGCUAAGGAACCCAGUAGUCGCUCGAGCGCCCGCCCGGCCCGUUCUUCACCUCCGGGCCUCUGUCCCCUUGGGUCCAGCGCACCUCGGCCCCGCCCCAGCCCACCGGAUUCUUUCCAGCUCGAUCCCGGCUACCGGUUUCCCCCGCCGCCAUGAUGAUGAUGGCGUUGAGCAAGACCUUCGGGCAGAAGCCCGUCAAGUUCCAGCUGGAGGACGACGGCGAGUUCUACAUGAUCGGCUCCGAGGUGGGAAACUACCUCCGUAUGUUCCGAGGUUCUCUGUACAAGAGAUACCCCUCACUGUGGAGGCGACUAGCCACUGUGGAAGAGAGGAAGAAAAUAGUUGCAUCGUCACAUGGUAAAAAAACAAAACCUAACACUAAGGAUCAUGGAUACACCACCCUCGCCACCAGCGUGACGCUGCUGAAAGCCUCAGAGGUGGAAGAGAUUCUGGAUGGCAACGAUGAGAAGUACAAGGCUGUGUCCAUCAGCACGGAGCCCCCCACCUACCUCAGGGAACAGAAGGCCAAGAGAAACAGCCAGUGGGUACCCACCCUGCCCAACAGCUCACACCAUCUGGACGCUGUGCCAUGUUCCACCACCAUCAACAGGAACCGCAUGGGUCGGGACAAGAAGAGAACCUUCCCCUUGUGCUUUGAUGACCAUGAUCCAGCUGUGAUCCAUGAGAAUGCAUCUCAGCCUGAGGUGCUAGUGCCCAUCCGGUUGGACAUGGAGAUCGAUGGGCAGAAGCUACGUGAUGCCUUUACCUGGAACAUGAAUGAGAAGCUAAUGACCCCUGAGAUGUUUUCAGAAAUCCUCUGUGAUGACCUGGAUUUGAACCCGCUGACUUUUGUGCCAGCUAUUGCCUCCGCCAUUAGGCAGCAGAUUGAGUCCUACCCCACAGACAGCAUCCUGGAGGACCAAUCUGACCAGCGCGUCAUCAUCAAGCUGAACAUCCAUGUGGGAAACAUCUCCCUGGUGGACCAGUUUGAAUGGGACAUGUCAGAGAAGGAGAACUCCCCGGAGAAGUUUGCCCUGAAGCUGUGUUCAGAGCUGGGUUUGGGCGGGGAGUUUGUCACCACCAUUGCAUACAGCAUCCGCGGACAGCUGAGCUGGCACCAGAAGACCUACGCCUUUAGUGAGAACCCACUUCCCACAGUUGAGAUUGCCAUCCGAAAUACUGGAGAUGCUGACCAGUGGUGCCCCCUACUGGAGACAUUGACGGAUGCAGAGAUGGAGAAGAAGAUCCGGGAUCAAGACCGGAACACAAGGCGAAUGAGGCGUCUCGCCAACACUGCCCCGGCUUGGUGAUGAAGUCAUGCUCAACUUCCACGGAGCAUCUCAAAAGACUGCCUUUCCUUCCUCUGUGGUAAGGAGAGAGGCAAAGGGACAGCUGGUACCAUCCUGAGGAAUGGGGUAGGGCCUACCAGGUGCCUUCCUUCAGCACACAUUCCAUUUGCUAAGCUCCAGCACUGUCCCCCAAAGUCUAGUCAGGAAGCAGCCUCUUUUGGGUUGUGUUUUGUUUUUGUAUAGGAGCCUCAGACAGGGCUAGCAACACUUUUUAAAUAAAAAGUAACAAAUUCA
Chionomys nivalis (European snow vole) is the source of this 1645-nucleotide messenger RNA. It is a transcript of the gene Smarcb1, whose product is annotated as SWI/SNF related, matrix associated, actin dependent regulator of chromatin, subfamily b, member 1. The record is from RefSeq and is a predicted model, not a curated record. The transcript is spliced from 9 exons. Gene Ontology annotation, cellular component: nuclear chromosome; nucleus. NCBI's taxonomy places the organism in Eukaryota, Metazoa, Chordata, Mammalia, Rodentia, Cricetidae. Gene Ontology annotation, biological process: chromatin remodeling; regulation of transcription by RNA polymerase II. The coding region runs from base 215 to 1372 and encodes 385 amino acids. Gene Ontology annotation, molecular function: transcription coregulator activity.